Fusarium tjaetaba is the source of this 786-nucleotide messenger RNA. RefSeq names its product acetyl synthetase. Lineage: Eukaryota; Fungi; Ascomycota; Sordariomycetes; Hypocreales; Nectriaceae. The annotation marks the transcript as partial. Gene Ontology annotation, molecular function: medium-chain fatty acid-CoA ligase activity. Gene Ontology annotation, biological process: fatty acid metabolic process. The record is from RefSeq and is a predicted model, not a curated record. The transcript is spliced from 3 exons.
AUGGCUGGCUAUAAGACCCAUCUCACAGUACUACAGAAAACAGCUGAGGCCACUCCAUUGCUCCCGGCUCUCAAGAUACCACAGCUUUCAUCAGAUGGUGAGCUCCAAGGGUGGAAGGAUAUCACCUACUCGCAGCUUUUGCAUGACGUUGAGAAAUCCGCCAAGUAUUGGUCUCGUGAGCUUUCGGAAAAGGGAAUUGACACCGGAUCAGUCAUCGGGCUAUGGCUGAGGGGAAUUACCUACCUGGAUCUCCUGCAUAUAUGGGGCAUAUCCAGAGCUGGAUGCGUUCCUCAGCUUAUUUCAGCUCACUUGACAACCAAUGCCGUGGUCAGAGAGCUCCUCAGCGAAGCUAAGGCAACGGGUCUUAUCCAUGAUCCGGCGAUUGCUGUGUCUGUGGGUAAAGAUGUUUUCACAUUUCCUACCGUUGAUUUGCUCGGUCUGGCGGUUGAAGAGUCCCCGCUGGCUGAAGUUGUUAGCCCCACGUCGGGUGAGGAGAUUGUUUUUAUUCUGCACUCUUCUGGAUCUACGUCUGGAAAACCGAAGCUGGUUCCUGCAACAACGCGGUGGCUGGAUUGCAACAUUCAUAAAGCUCAGUACUUUACAUUCCGAGGCCCAGGAGCUGAAUACCAGGAGACUGUUGUGGCUAAUGGAAGCUUUUGUCACGUCGCGAACACACUCGCAUUUAUUUCAUACGUCAAUAAGGGCUUCUGCAUGGCCCUUCCCACGUCACUCCCGUAUUCACUUCCCGAGCUAAAGAGAAUUGUUCAGGAGUGUAAAGUAACCGCA